Molecule: messenger RNA, 1448 nt
Organism: Ctenocephalides felis (cat flea)
Lineage: Eukaryota; Metazoa; Arthropoda; Insecta; Siphonaptera; Pulicidae
Product: L-2-hydroxyglutarate dehydrogenase, mitochondrial-like
Molecular function (GO): (S)-2-hydroxy-acid oxidase activity; (S)-2-hydroxyglutarate dehydrogenase activity
Source: RefSeq, a predicted model, not a curated record
UAAUGUUUCGGUUCAAAAUUUAUUUUUACAUUCAUGUUCACACGUAAUUUUAAGCAAAAUUCCUGUUAAUUCUUGUACAUAAGUUUUCAAAAUUUUAUAAAAAUGUGAUGUUUAUACAUAAUUGGAACAAAGAUUAUUGUCCUUAAAAUACUACAAUGUUUCCUACGCAAAAAUGGAUCGGAUUAGCCUUGUUGUAUAGGUUAAACUUUGUAACAAAAAGAUGCUUUAUUACUGCUGAAACAGAUGCUAAUGAGAAUGUAUUCUAUUCCAAAUCAAAAAACACGAGCAAAAAUGAAAAGCCUCAUAUAAAUAAGACCAAAGACGCUGCUCAUACAUCCAGUGGGACAAAAAAAUAUGAUGUAGCUAUAAUUGGUGGUGGAAUUGUUGGUACAGCAAGUGCAAGAGAAAUAAUUGGCCGUCAUCCUAAAUAUAAGAUGGUCCUUUUGGAAAAGGAAGAUCGUCUUGCAGUUCAUCAGACAGGCCACAACAGCGGAGUUCUUCAUUGUGGCAUUUAUUACACUCCCGGCUCUUUAAGAGCAAAAUUAUGUGUUCAGGGAAUUAAAUUAUUGUAUGACUAUUGUGAUGAAAAGAAAAUUCCAUAUAAAAAAUGUGGAAAAUUGAUUGUGGCUACAAAUGAAGAAGAAUUAAAAAGGCUAAAAGAUUUAUUUGAUCGUGGAAUUCAAAAUGGUGUACCUGAUCUAGAAAUUUAUUGUCAGUCUGAAAUUCAUAAAAUAGAGCCUCAUUGUUGUGGUGUAGGUGCUAUAUAUUCACCUAUUACUGGCAUUGUUGAUUAUGCUAAAGUAACAGAAACUAUGGGAAAAGAUUUCAAACAAUGUGGUGGUGAGAUCAAGGUUAGCUUUCACGUUGACAAAUUUGAAGAUUCGAAAGAUCCACAAUAUCCAGUAAAGAUCACAUCAAAAAAAAGAAGUAGUGGAAGCAAACAUGUUUUAGUAUGUGCUGGUCUAUUUUCUGAUCGUCUUGCUGUAAAGACAGGAUGUCCACGUAAUCCACAAAUAGUUCCUUUCCGUGGAGAGUAUCUAAUUCUUCUUCGAAAACGAAAUUUAGUUAAAGGAAAUAUUUACCCAGUCCCAGAUCCCAGAUUACCAUUUCUAGGAGUUCAUUGUACACCAAGAAUGGAUGGAAAUAUAUGGCUUGGUCCAAAUGCUGUAGUAGCUUUUAAACGUGAGGGCUAUAGAUGGAAGGAUAUUAAUAUAAGAGACACGUUAGAAAUGCUUACUCAUACUGGCUUCAUUAAAUUAACACUGAAAAAUUUGAUGUUUGGUUUUAAGGAAAUUUUGAGAUCUUGUUUUGUACCACUUCAAGUUGCUAAUCUGAAUAAAUUCCUGCCGGAAUUAACAGAAUUAGAUGUCAAAAGAGGACCUGCUGGUGGCAGAGCUCAAGCUAUUGAUGCUAGUGGUAACAUAUACUUAUGCAAAAAGUUCUGCUAG